AUGACUCCGUUUAAGUAUAUCUUCGCAUUCUUGUCCCUGGCGCUCAUCGCUCUUGCAACCCCGAUUGCAGAGAAAGCCGAGGUCUUGUCCGAUCUACAGUCCGACGGUUACAAUACUACCCUUUCAUCGCUUGCUCCUCGCAACAAGGAUGGUGUUCAUUGUUGCAAAGACAACGGCAGAGGCUGGAAAUACGCACCCGUUAAGAAUUUUGAUAGGGCGCGGAACGAUUUAUUUUUUACGCCUAAUCUCAAAAUCAAAAUUGGACCAAGGGGUUGUGGUGCGACGUUCGGCGGCUGCGACGCAGGUACCGUUGUCGAAAUCUGCAAUGAUAAUAAUUAUGCCAUCUCCCCGGACGCCAAAUACCUUUAUAGUUACACAGUCGACAUCGUCCGGCAAUGCACCAUGACUAUAGGUGGAGUUCCCCAAGUUUGUGGGCAGAAUUUCGACACGGACAAAUACAAUAUUAUUAUGCGGGGAUGCUAG
This is a messenger RNA of Glarea lozoyensis ATCC 20868, 483 nucleotides long. RefSeq lists its product as uncharacterized. The transcript has 4 exons. Lineage: Eukaryota; Fungi; Ascomycota; Leotiomycetes; Helotiales; Helotiaceae. Bases 1 to 483 code for a protein of 160 amino acids. The record is from RefSeq and is a predicted model, not a curated record.